AUGGCGCUGCCUCCCGCGGCCGAGGACCUCUUUGACAAAAACGGUCACUAUGUUUUUCCGAGUCUUGCCCGAUACCUUGGUCUCGCCGAACAGCACAACGGAGACCUCACCGCAGAGUUCACAGCGACCUUCAGUCCAUUUUUGAUGAAUAAGCGUCGGAUCAGCUAG
Messenger RNA from Plasmopara halstedii, 168 nucleotides. RefSeq lists its product as uncharacterized. The transcript is spliced from 2 exons. Bases 1 to 168 code for a protein of 55 amino acids. The record is from RefSeq and is a predicted model, not a curated record. NCBI's taxonomy places the organism in Eukaryota, Oomycota, Peronosporomycetes, Peronosporales, Peronosporaceae.